Molecule: messenger RNA, 1038 nt
Organism: Phlebotomus papatasi
Lineage: Eukaryota; Metazoa; Arthropoda; Insecta; Diptera; Psychodidae
Product: zinc finger protein 814-like
Exons: 2
Coding region: 1-978 (325 amino acids)
Cellular component (GO): nucleus
Source: RefSeq, a predicted model, not a curated record
AUGAAUAUUGAGUGCCAGGUGCCUAAUUGCAAUGUAGGGAAUUUCUCCAAAGGUGAAUCUUUCAAAAGAAUCUGCCAGAGACACUUCCAGUUCCUCCUGAACAAUGAAGAUUUAUUGGAUGUGCAGGAUGUCAGUAAAUUAAAUUCAAUCCAUGAUAUCCGGCUGGAUGUGAAGUAUUCCUAUCCGAUGCUCAAAAAAGCUCUAAAUAUUUGCCUUGAGGAAAUUUCAAGGAAAUCCCAGGAAUUGGAGAAUCUUCGUAAGAACAUUGAAGAUAAGAGGAAUAAGGAUAAUUGUUAUGUAAAAAGUAGUUCAGGAUCUGUUUCCUGUAGUAUUUGUGGUAAGAAGUUUAAAGGGAAAUACAGAUUGAAUUUCCACAUGAAGACAGUUCAUGAAUCUUCAAGGAAGUUCAUGUGCCAGCACUGUGGCUCAACUUUUAAGCGUUUAGAUGGCCUGAAAGUCCAUGAGUUGAAGAGUCACAUGUUAGAGGCAAAUAAUCCUGAGAAAAAAUCCACAAAGAUUGACGAGAAGUCUUCCAAGGGCAAUUUUCAAUGUGGCAUUUGUCAAAAAAUCCUCUCCAGUCGCUUCAAUCUUCAGAGUCACAUGAAGAGCUUUCACAGUAAAGAUCAGCCAUAUGCAUACCUCUGUCGUUUAUGUGGAAAAUCCUAUGCCACUUCAGCUGCUCUGAGGAUGCAUGAAAAAUUCCAUGCAAUGCCAUUCAGUUGCAGAAUCUGUGGAAAAUCAUUUCCAGACGCUUCUAGAUUCAAAGAUCAUCUCAAUUGGCAUAAGGAAAUUUAUCUGAAAUGUUCAAUCUGUGGGAAGAAAUUAUCCCAUAGAAAUAGUUUGAGAAUUCACAUGAAGAUUCAUGAGACAGGAUCUUUGAAGGACCAAAAAUGUUCUUUUUGUGGAGAGGGAUUUGCUUUGAUUUCUUAUUUGAGGAAGCACCAAAAAAGGUGCAGAAAAAUACCUGAGAAUAUAUGAAAUUUCAAUUUAAUUUUUACACUUAAAAUAAUGCUAAUAAAAAAUAAAAUUUAUUAAAAA